This is a messenger RNA of Ziziphus jujuba (common jujube), 1567 nucleotides long. RefSeq names its product 3-oxo-Delta(4,5)-steroid 5-beta-reductase. The record is from RefSeq and is a predicted model, not a curated record. Bases 214 to 1386 code for a protein of 390 amino acids. NCBI's taxonomy places the organism in Eukaryota, Viridiplantae, Streptophyta, Magnoliopsida, Rosales, Rhamnaceae. The transcript is spliced from 2 exons.
GUUGAUCUUUAAUAAUAAAUCAAAUAAAUAAUUAUAAUACAAUUAAAAACGCACGUAAUUCAGGAGAAGCUCAAAUAGCUACAAUCCGGACAUAUCUUCAUGGGUUAUUUAAGCCAAUCUUAAGAAAAAUAGCUAUUUUAAAUCAAAAGCUAAAAGCGCUACUCAGGAAGUUUUCUCAAUUUUCCGUCUACUUUCUUUGUUUUUCGACUGAAAAUGAGCUGGUGGUGGUCCGGAGCAAUUGGCGCUGCUAAGAAAAAGUUUGACGAAAUUGAAACACCCAUAAGCUACCAGAGCGUGGGGUUGGUGAUCGGCGUAACGGGCAUCGUCGGGAACAGCCUAGCCGAAAUCCUCCCUCUCUCCGACACACCUGGCGGUCCCUGGAAAGUUUACGGCGUGGCAAGACGUCCCCGUCCCGACUGGAACGCCGACCACCCCGUCGAAUACAUUCAGUGUGAUAUCGCCGAUGCGGACGACAUCAAUAAGAAGCUCUCCGACCUGACAGACGUCACGCACCUCUUCUACGUCACGUGGGCUAACCGAUCCACCGAAGAAGAGAACUGCGAGGUCAACGGCACUAUGUUCCGCAACGUCCUACGCGCGGUGAUUCCGAACGCUCCGAAGCUCCGCCAUAUCUGCCUCCAGACGGGGACCAAACAUUACACUGGACCGUUCGAAAGCCGCGGCAAGCAGGAGCACCACGAUCCGCCUCUCACGGAGGAUUUGCCCCGAUUGAGCGGCCCGAAUUUCUAUUACACUCUGGAAGACGUGCUAUACGAAGAGACAGAGGACAAACCGAAUUUGACUUGGUCCGUUCAUAGGCCCAACACGAUAUUCGGAUUUUCCCCUUUUAGCUUGAUGAACAUAAUCGGCACGCUGUGUGUGUAUGCCGCUGUUUGCAAGCACGAGGGUGUUCCAUUGAAAUUCCCAGGGAAAAAGGCCGCUUGGGAUUCUUACUCUGUGGCUUCGGAUGCGGAUCUGGUGGCGGAGCAGCAAAUUUGGGCGGCGGUUGACCCGUAUGCGAGGAACGAAGCUUUUAACUGCAACAAUGGGGAUGUUUUCAAGUGGAAGCAUCUGUGGAAGGUAUUGGCUGAGCAGUUUGGGAUUGAGAAUUAUGGGAUUGAGGAGGGUGACAGUUUGAGUUUGGUGGAUUGGGCCAAGGGAAAAGAGAAUGUAUGGGAAGAGAUUGUGAGGGAGAACCAGCUUCAGCCUACGAAGCUAGAGGAACUGGGGGUUUGGUGGUUUGCGGACUUGAUAUUGGGCGAGGAAGCCCUGUUGGAUAGCAUGAACAAGAGCAAGGAACAUGGUUUCAUGGGGUUUAGAAACUCCAGGAAUUCUUUCAUAUCUUGGGUUGACAAGUUUAAAGCUUACAAGAUUGUGCCUAACUAAAGCACAUUGUACGUGUUUGAUUUCUUGAUAAUAAUGAUGAUGUUGGUAAUGGAAAAAUGUUUGGGGAGGUGGGUUUUGUUGUUUUUAGGCUAUUGUAGAAAAUAAAAAGAGUGAAGACACACGCAUUUGCAUCACUUUUUCUUUUAUUUUUGCUAUGACAAGUUGCAGAGUUUUUCUUCUA